GGUUGGCAACCUGAUCCUGAUCCUCAUCCUCUCAGGACACUUGUGCCCUGAAGAGAGAGAUUCAGAAGUUAGGCAGGACCCUCAGGUGCCCUGAUGGGGCCAUGGUGGGUGUGAGUGCGGAUCAGGGACCACUCAGCUGCCGGCUGCUGAUGCUCUUCUGUCUUCUGCAUCCAGGGGCCUCAGGCCAACCCCACUCAACCCCCAACAACCCCAGGGAGGAGGAUGUGUCUCUCCAAGGAGUACGGGGCAGCUCAGUGGAGCUAGACUGCAGACCCGGUCCUGCCCCCAUCGCGGUCCUCUGGAGCUUCACUCCACUGGGUUCCCUGGUUCUCCAGCCUAUAGCAGUCACCAAUGGAGCCUCUACAAGGAUAGAGUCUGGGGCGUCAGCUCUGGGGGUCGUGAGUCUGAGGAACAGCAGCCUGGUGAUAGAGGAACUCCGAGAGGGUGCCCAUGGCCACUUUCUAUGCCAGACCCUGCUCGUGUCUGGUGGCCAGGUCCAUACCACCUACUUGUACCUCACACUCACCGUGCUGGUGCCUGUGUCCAAGCCUCGGGUGCAACUGAAUGACUCAUCCCCGGUAGAAGGACUCUCCGUGGUGGCCACGUGUGCUGUGAGGGAGGGCACAGAGCCAUUGACCUUCUCCUGGCACCAUCACACACCCCAAGGCUCUGGCGAGGUCCUGGUGGGUCUUUCCGAGCCGAGGCUCCAGCUAGAUCCAGUCAAUCGGACGCACCUAGGCUGGUACGUGUGCAGUGCCAGCAAUGCCGUCAACCAGCUGAGCAGUGAUGGCGCCUUCCUAGAUGUCAUCUAUGGUCCAGACAAACCUGUGAUUACUGUGGAGCCACUGGGAUUCAUUGAGGACGGGUUCUGGGCCAGUGAGAGGGAGGAGGUGAUCCUGAGCUGCCUGGCUGCAUCCAAUCCACCCAGUCACUAUGUGUGGUUCCGUGAUGACUCUCAGAUCCACACUGGGCCCACCUACGUCAUUGCCAGCGCUAGCCGCGCCCACACAGGCCUGUAUACCUGCCUGGCUCACAACCGACAUCUAGAUACCCACACGCAGACCACUGUGCAGCUCACCAUCUACUAUCCCCCUGAGGGGCAGCCCUCCUGUGCUGUGCUCCCUACCCUUGGAGGUGUGACCCUGCUAUGCAACUGGACUGGGGGUUUCCCAAAUGCCCAACUUCACUGGGCAGGGCCCCAAGGGAUGGGCCCGACUGCCCCCAGCAAUGUCACCUGGAGUUAUCCAGCCACCGGACUUCCAAACGGCAGCAUCUUCACGUGCAUGGGACAGCACCCAACCUUGGCCAUGCCCAUUUUCUGCAGGGUCACUCUCUGGGAACCUCCAGGGAACCCAACCUGCCGGACCACAGCCACAGUAGGUGACCAGUUCAUCAUGCUGAGCUGUGAGUGGCCUGGAGGUGAACCUCCUGCAAUGCUGAGCUGGCUGGACAGACAUCAGCAGUCUCUGGGGGACCCGCGCUCUUCGCCGGCGGUCUACCUUCUGCAGGCUCAGAGUGAUUUGGCAGGCAGAGAGUUCACCUGUCAGGGCUAUCACCCACUCAAGGCCCCUGGCUCCCACUGCCAGCUCAGGCUGGAAGCCCCACAGCUGGCAGUGGAUGAAGCCCGAGUGUCAGUGCUGGAGGGAGAAGAGGCCUGGCUGGGCUGUGCUCUCCAGCGGGGCACCCCACCUGCUCAGCUCAUCUGGCUGGGACCCCAGCAACAGCAGUUUAAAGGAAGUACUUACGGAUUUGUGCUACACCCUGAGGGCACCCACCUGCGCCUUCAAGUCCGAGAUGCUGACCCAGCACACCACAGGGGCACUUACCAAUGUGUGGCCCGCAAUGCCUUAGGCAAUAGCAGCCGGAAUGUGCUGCUGGAGGUCCUGAGGUAUCCAGCCCCUCCCAACGUCACCAUCAGCCACCUGACCUACCGGCGACAACGGAGAGAGGUGCAGCUGCAGUGGGCCAUCCACGGCCCCGGGAACCUGACGGGCUUUCUGGUGGAGCAGAGGGCCAGUGUCCCAAGCUCAGAAGCUGGUGUUUGGGAGGUAGCAGCUAGUGACAUCGAGCCAGAGAGCAGGGACCGGCGUCUGGGAGGGUUGGACCCAGGGGUCCUUUAUGCCUUCCGCAUCCUGGCUAUGAAUCACCACACUGCAGGAUAUCCUUCGGAGGUGAAGACACCAGUGGACCCUGCCUUCAGUGCCUACCCAGCUGUACUGGGUGCUGCAGGCUCAGGAGUGGUGGUGACAUUGGUGGCCUCCCUGUUGGUGUUCCUGUAUGCUGCCCGGCACCCACACACUUUCCCCUGCCUCAGUCGUCUGCUUGUUCCCAUGGAGCACAGACAGCAACAGAGGGGCUCCAGGGAAAGCUUUGAGACACCAGCAGGCACUGAAACAGCAACUACGAGCUCAGGUUCAGACCCUGUACAAGAAUCCACUGAUGCUCCAGUGAAUGUCACCAUCACAGUGACUGCAACUCCACAAGGUCCAUGA
Molecule: messenger RNA, 2492 nt
Organism: Meriones unguiculatus (Mongolian gerbil)
Lineage: Eukaryota; Metazoa; Chordata; Mammalia; Rodentia; Muridae
Gene: Vsig10l2
Product: V-set and immunoglobulin domain containing 10 like 2
Exons: 12
Coding region: 102-2492 (796 amino acids)
Biological process (GO): cell-cell adhesion
Cellular component (GO): cell-cell junction
Molecular function (GO): cell adhesion molecule binding
Source: RefSeq, a predicted model, not a curated record